Molecule: messenger RNA, 1752 nt
Organism: Parnassius apollo (apollo)
Lineage: Eukaryota; Metazoa; Arthropoda; Insecta; Lepidoptera; Papilionidae
Source: the annotation of a GenBank genome assembly
AUGGGAUCAAAAAACCCCAAUAAUAAUUACGGAACAUGCCGGUUUUGUUUAGCAAAAGGGCAGCAUCAAGAUAUUUUUAAAGAAUACUACUGGAACGGUGCGAAGGAAGUUUAUUUGGAUAUUAUUAUGGAGUGCUUCAAUAUUUUUCUAUCCAAUAACACAGACGUAAGCAAACUUAUCUGCUUGCUAUGUGUGAAUCGUUUGAGGGAUGCCAACAGCUUCCGCUUGAUGGUGGUGAACUCAGAGCAGCAGUUGUUAAAAACUAUCACUGACAAAGAGACUGUUUUUGUUAAUGUACCCUCAAGUGGCCAUGUAUUGGAUUCUGCUGGGGAUGUCAAACAGGAGACUCAAAUUGAGGUGAAAGAGGAACUUCUGGAUGAUGAGAUACCUCAAGCUAUGGACUCUGAUUCUGAUUUCACACUGGACAACAAUGAAAUUUAUGAUACCUCAACGAAAUAUAAUCAUUCCGUAUCUGAUGAAGAAAUGGUGGAUGGCGAAGCGGCACUGUUAGCGCGGUUUCCGGUCCACACGUUAAAGUUGCCGACAAGGGAGUCCCUUCAACACACAUGCCCGAAUUUCUUUCGCCAUCUUGAACUACUUAAAGGCAAAAUAAUUUUACCAAGAAUGAUAGCAAAACUUCUAGAAGAUUCAGACAAACAACAAACAUCUUUAAGAAAAAGAAAGUUAUACAUAACCGAAAAGGUAGCGCACAUUUUAAACGCUUCGACGCUUCUAGAAAAUUCCAAUGCAAGUCCUUUCAAAAGCAGGAACCGAUCGGGAUUCCCCUGCAUUUACUGUCGCAGUAUUUUUGAUAAUUUGGAGAAAUUGCAGGAACACCAGGCUAAAUCACACACGAAGUCUGAGAUUAGAAAGAUCUUGGGCACAUAUGGAGCAGAAUGCUUUGUCGUUUACGUGGAUGUUACGAAUUUAAUGUGUACAAUAUGUGACAGCAAAAUGCAGAAUUUAAACGAACUAAAAGAUCAUUUGAUAAAAGUACACAAAAAGAAAAUGCAUACGGAGUUCACAGAUAGAGUCAUUCCGUUCAAACUAUCAGAGGACAACAUCUAUGAGUGUCAGAUAUGCGGCUUCAAAUUCGAAACCUUUGGCUCCAUUGAACGCCAUAUGAACGUACACUACAGGAACUAUGUCUGCGAGGAAUGUGGCACGGGGUUUGUGACCAAAUAUCGUUUGAAAGUUCAUACAAAAGCGAUGCACGUUGGUGGCAAUUUCCCUUGCGAGAUCUGCAACAAAGUGUACAGCACUCAGCAAAAGCAGAAGAAUCACGUCGACACUGUCCACAAGAUGGUGAAGAGGUUCAAAUGUACUCAGUGCCCGGAAAGGUUUUCCGAGUACUUCCGAAGACAGAAGCACUUAGUGGAGGUACACGGGGUGGCCCCCUUGCAGUACAAGUGUAACGUAUGUGACAAAUCCUUCGACAGGAGGUACACACUAUCAAGACAUAUGAAGAGGGAUCACUUAGAGGAGAGAGACUUUCAGUGCCACUUGUGCUCAUAUAAAUGUUUUACAAACAACGAACUAAGGGUCCAUAUGGUGAAGCAUAAUGGUGAGAGAAUCUACGAGUGCUCUGUUUGCAAGAAGUCUUACGCCAGGAAGAAGACCCUGAAGGAGCAUAUGCGGAUUCAUAAUAAUGACAGGAGGUUCGCUUGUGCGGUGUGCGGUCAGGCUUUUGUACAGAAGUGCAGCUUAAAAGGCCAUAUCAAAACACACCACAUGGAAUAUAAUUUACAUUGA